Messenger RNA from Aspergillus lentulus, 330 nucleotides. RefSeq lists its product as uncharacterized. Lineage: Eukaryota; Fungi; Ascomycota; Eurotiomycetes; Eurotiales; Aspergillaceae. The record is from RefSeq and is a predicted model, not a curated record.
AUGGCAUCAACAUCAACAUCGACCUCCAAAUCCAGCACUACGCUCAAAGCCUCAACAGCGUCAACCCUCCAUCUCAGCGCCAACUUCGCAGGCGCGCAUUCCAAGUCCCAUGCGGGGAACUCCAAUGCCGUGGGAUACGACCAUGAGAUCUACCUUCAGUUGACGGCGGGGGAGAAAGCGAAAGAGAAGACGCCGAACCAGGUAUACCGAGAGGAGCGAGCCCGAAGACGCACGACGAGGGCGUUGGAUCCAGCUAUUUUAGAACCUCAGGGCGAUCCGAGUCCGAUUGACUUUGAAUGCGCGGAGGUUCAAUCGAAGCGAGACUGGUAG